AUGACCCCAAGCCUAUUCUCGACCCUCUUCGCUGUCAUUCUGGCGACAGCCUUGGCUGCCAUACCUGCUACGGCUGCAUCAUCCAGCAACAGCAGCGCUGCGCAUGCCCCCUUCAGAAGCAUCACUUCUCGCCCUGGCGAAUGCGUCAUCGGUCAUCCAACCACCAGCGUCAGCGCGGAAGACCUCCAGUGUGUUUGGGACAACCGCAUGGAGCCUGAGGUGAUGCCCUACAAUAACUGGAUCAUGGAUCAAAUCGUGGCCAACAACGGCACUCUCAACUACUGCGUCCGCUGGGACAGCAAGACCACGAAGCUUACCAAGGCUACAGCUGCCAAGUUUCAAGCGAUGCUGACUCGCCAGUACGCUGCUUGGAACCGAUGGCUUAUCGGCUACAACUGCUGGCCGUAUAACCAGAUCAAGGUGAACAUCGUGGGUUUUGCUGCACGAAGUGCCUCCGAUCUCGGCUGGUCGGGCGCCUCACUCGGUAAGCUCUACAUUGGGGACCUCGACAAGGAUGGAGCUCCACAGUGUCCCGAGAAUUGCUACCGCGCCCUGGACGGGUCUCCCGGUGGGUGGUCCGAGUCCAGCGGCUGUGACGGCAAGCCGUUCGACGUCUCCCUUUGGCCGACCCAGGGCCUGGGUGGCGGUUUAGGCACUUAUUGGGGCCAAAAAGUGGAUCUUGACGACAUGCUGGCGCACACUGAGGAGGAUCAGCUUACGAUCGUCGCCCACGAAAUUGGCCACGGCUUCGGACUUCCGGACUUUUACUCGGACGAGGAGAAACCGAAUGGCAAGUGGCCCAACUGCAUCAUGAUGGCGGGGAGCUCCAUGACUAUUGCGGAGGGUGACGGGUGGAUGCUGCGUCGUUUGUACGAGAACCUCAAGUCUCGCUACAACUUCUAG
Messenger RNA from Phytophthora sojae, 903 nucleotides. Its product is annotated as neutral zinc metallopeptidase, Zn-binding site. The coding region runs from base 1 to 903 and encodes 300 amino acids. Lineage: Eukaryota; Oomycota; Peronosporomycetes; Peronosporales; Peronosporaceae. The transcript has a single exon. The record is from RefSeq and is a predicted model, not a curated record.